This is a messenger RNA of Mercurialis annua (annual mercury), 1551 nucleotides long. RefSeq names its product homeobox-leucine zipper protein HAT3. The record is from RefSeq and is a predicted model, not a curated record. The transcript is spliced from 4 exons. Gene Ontology annotation, cellular component: nucleus. Gene Ontology annotation, biological process: regulation of DNA-templated transcription. NCBI's taxonomy places the organism in Eukaryota, Viridiplantae, Streptophyta, Magnoliopsida, Malpighiales, Euphorbiaceae. Gene Ontology annotation, molecular function: sequence-specific DNA binding; DNA-binding transcription factor activity, RNA polymerase II-specific. Bases 268 to 1221 code for a protein of 317 amino acids.
AGAGGUCAUGAUUGAAUCUAUACCCACCUGUCUGUCACUGUCUGUCACACUCUAGCUUCUCUCUCUCUCUCUAUAUCUUUAUGUAAAUGGACUCACUGACUCGUCCCAUCCUUUCACUAUAGUACUGCUCUAAAGUAAAAGUCUGUGACCUCUCUGCCUACAAAAACUCACCCCAUUAUAAAUUGCUAAUUGUUAACACCAUUUUCAACCCACAGAGCAACUCUUUGGUUUCCUUUACACAUUCUGUUUGGCUGUCGAGAAAAGAAAAUGAGUAACGGAGACGAUGAUAUGUCGGGUUUGGGUUUGAGUUUGGGUUUGGGUUGUGGUGUUGCUGAGAAUCAGAAUCCGAACCAGAACCAGAUGAAUCAGUAUCCUCAGACUUCAUUGAAGCUUAAUCUCAUGCCAUUUCCGUCCUUCUUUGCUCAGAUUAAUCAUCACCGGACUUCCUUGAAUGAUCUUUUUCAAUCAGCUGACAGGAACACUGAUACGAGGUCGUUUCAGCGGGUGCCGGAUAUGAACCGUAUGCCGCAAAUCGUCGAAUGCGAGGACGAAGCCGGCGUUUCGUCACCGAACAGUACUAUUUCGAGUUUAAGCGGGAAGAGAAGUGAGAGGGAACAGGUCGGAGGUUGUGAGGAAGCUGAGGCGGAGAGAACGUCCUGCUCUCAAGGCGGAAGUGAUGAUGACGACGGCGGUGGCGCCGGAGACGGUGACGGAGAUGCGUCUAGGAAGAAACUGAGGCUUUCGAAGGAACAGUCUAUAUUGCUUGAAGAGACUUUUAAGGAGCAUAAUACUCUCAAUCCUAAACAGAAGCUGGCGUUAGCUAAGCAAUUAAAUCUCCGGCCAAGACAGGUGGAGGUCUGGUUUCAGAACAGAAGAGCCAGGACAAAGUUGAAGCAAACUGAAGUAGAUUGUGAGUAUUUGAAGAGAUGCUGUGAGAAUCUAACACAAGAAAACAGAAGGUUGCAGAAGGAGGUUCAGGAGCUUAGAGCAUUGAAGCUCUCCCCACAGCUCUACAUGCAUAUGAACCCUCCCACCACCCUUACCAUGUGCCCUUCGUGCGAGCGCGUAGCCGUUUCAUCAACGUCGGCUGCUGCUGCUGUAGCAGCGACAAACCGACAUCCGGGGAAUCCCCAACCCCAACGACCAAUGCCCAUUAAGGCUUGGGCAGCAUUGCCUAUUCAGCAGCAUCGAUCUAUGGAUAGUUCUGCUUCCCGAUCCUAAGUCUUUGUUUCGGAUUAGGGUUAAGAUUUAGGUUACGGAUACUCCAGACAUUCGGAGGUAUUUGGGGUCCAGUUUUGUAUAGGGUUGGACUUGCUUAAAAGUCACAGAGUAGUGUUUAUAAAUAUGAAACUUCUAAUUAACUCAAAGGAUAUGACAAACGAAUUCUAUGCUCUUGUUUAACCAUAUUAGAAUGAGGAAGUUAGUAGUUGUUCUUCUGACUAUUCUAAUGAAGGAAUGUAAGUUGAUCCUGAAUGAUUUUGUGCAAAGGGCCUUCCUGGGUCCCUGAACUUCUAUAUCAAAAUUAAUUUAAUAUUUUUUUGAGAAUUAAAA